AUGUCCGUAUGCCAACCUUCUUUUGAACAACUCUGUGAUUAUAUCGAGGACGAUAAAAAGUCGAAUGUUUUCCCAGUCUAUAAAUUCUUGAGUGCACAUUAUCUUACACCACAUACUGCAUACCUCAAAUUAACUGGAGCACAAAGCAAACCUACGCAAUCGUUUCUUUUUGAAAGCGCAAGCAACGGUGAACAGGUGUCUAGAUAUUCCUUUAUGGGCGUUUCGCCAUACAAAGUUAUAAAGACAGGUCCUACUGAAAAUGUGGAAGUUGAUCCGCUAAAUAUACUAGAGGAGGAAUUAAAGGAUAUAAAACAAGCCCAACUACCUGGUGUUCCAAAAUUAAGUGGGGGAGCAAUUGGUUAUAUUUCUUAUGAUUGCAUCAAAUAUUUUGAACCAAAGACGAGAAAUGAUGAUUUAAAGGAUGUUCUAAAGUUGCCUGAAUCAUUUUUGAUGCUAUAUGAUCUUAUUGUUGCUUAUGACCAUGUUUUCCAAAGAUUUCAAAUUAUCAAUAAUAUUCACAUUAAUAGAGAAACAGAUAAUAGUGAUACUAUAAAAGCCAAGUAUGAGAAUGCCUUGAAGGAACUAGAGGUUAUUUCCGAAAUCUUAGAAAAUGGUGAAGUCAAGUUACCAGAACAGCCGAAAAUUACUGAAACCGAGAACUUCACAUCCAACAUUGGUCAGGAAGGUUACGAGGCAUUUGUUCAUAAAUUGAAAGAUCACAUAAAAAAGGGUGAUAUAAUCCAGGCUGUCCCAUCCCAGCGUAUUAAACGUCCAACAAAACUCCAUCCCUUCAACAUUUAUAGUCAUUUGAGGACCGUUAACCCAUCCCCAUAUAUGUUUUAUAUUGAUUAUCUAGAUUUCCAAGUUGUUGGUGCAUCUCCAGAAUUGUUAGUCAAAUCAGAUAUUAAUGAUAAAGUGGUUACUCAUCCAAUUGCCGGCACAGUUCGUAGAGGUAAGACAAUUGAGGAGGAUAACGAAUUAGCAAAUGAGUUAAGCUCUUCUCUCAAAGAUAGAGCUGAACACGUCAUGCUUGUCGAUCUAGCACGUAAUGACAUCAAUCGUAUAUGUGAUCCGACAACUACAAGCGUCGACAGUUUAUUGCAAGUCCAACGUUUCUCCCAUGUUAUGCAUCUUGUCUCUGAAGUCUCUGGUACCCUACGUUCCGAUAAGACAAGAUUUGAUGCAUUCAGAUCCAUUUUCCCUGCUGGAACAGUCUCGGGGGCGCCUAAAGUUCGGGCAAUGCAAUUGAUUGGUGAAUUGGAGAAGGAAAAGAGGGGCGUGUAUGCGGGAGCCGUUGGCCAUUGGUCUUACGAUGGUAAAACAAUGGAUACAUGUAUUGCUUUACGUACUAUGGUUGUGAAGGAUGGUAAUGCCUAUUUACAAGCUGGUGGUGGAAUUGUUUUUGACAGUGAUCCUUAUGAUGAAUACAUUGAAACAAUGAACAAAAUGAAGGCCAACAAUAAUACUAUUGUCGAAGCUGAAAAGUUGUACAUGUAA
Pichia kudriavzevii is the source of this 1497-nucleotide messenger RNA. RefSeq lists its product as uncharacterized. Gene Ontology annotation, biological process: L-tryptophan biosynthetic process. Gene Ontology annotation, molecular function: anthranilate synthase activity. Bases 1 to 1497 code for a protein of 498 amino acids. The record is from RefSeq and is a predicted model, not a curated record. The transcript has a single exon. Lineage: Eukaryota; Fungi; Ascomycota; Pichiomycetes; Pichiales; Pichiaceae.